UCCUUCACAAACAGAAAAAAUAGAAAAUGAGCAUCCUCUUAUCCAAUCCGUUAAUUCAGUUAAAAAUUCCAACCAAAUAUCGCGCCAAAACCAGCAUCAAAUCAUCAUCAAUCUCCGCCCGCCUUGACAAUUCACAACAGCCGGAGCAACAACUCAAUCUCUCCGUUCUACGUUUCACAUUCGGUAUACCUGGAUUCGACGAGUCGUAUCUACCGAGAUGGAUCGGCUACGGAUUCGGCUCGCUUCUGGUGUUGAAUCAUUUCGUAUUCUCCAAUUCAGUCACCUCAGCGCAGCUGAGAGCAGAGGGACUUGGCCUUUCUUUGGCUGCAUUUUCUGUCGUACUUCCUUACCUCGGUAAUUUUCUCAAGGGUGCUACUCCAGUGGAUCAGAAAAUUCUUCCUGAAAAUACCGAGCAAAUUUUUGUCAUGUCACAGAAUAUCUCGGAUACUUUGAAGGAGGAUAUGGCUUGGGCUACCUAUGUUUUAUUGCGCAAUACAAACUCCAUAUCUGUGUUGAUAUCAUUUCGAGGGAAGUUAUGCAUACGUGGCUACUGGAACACUCUAGAUGGUUCAUCGAAAACUCAACUAGUUGAAUGGUUUGAGAGACAGAUUGAGAAGAUUGGCUUGUCUGAUUUGAAGGAGAGCCUCUACUUUCCUCAGAGUGCUGAUUCAGGACUUUGGAAGAUGCUUCCCAAGGAGACUUCUUCUCUCUUCGUACAACCAGUCAUACAAAUUCCAAAUCCUAGUGCCAAUGAGAUGGAAAAGACUGAAGGGUUUGUCCUACUGGCUUCUAGCAUUUGGUAUGCGUAUAGCGAUAAAGAUAGAGCUUGGAUAAGAGCAAUUGCUAACAAAUUUAGAGGUGAAGCCUAUGUAUAAAUUUGAAUUGAGUUUAGGGGA
Messenger RNA from Pistacia vera, 896 nucleotides. RefSeq names its product protein COFACTOR ASSEMBLY OF COMPLEX C SUBUNIT B CCB2, chloroplastic. The coding region runs from base 27 to 875 and encodes 282 amino acids. The record is from RefSeq and is a predicted model, not a curated record. Lineage: Eukaryota; Viridiplantae; Streptophyta; Magnoliopsida; Sapindales; Anacardiaceae. Gene Ontology annotation, biological process: cytochrome b6f complex assembly. The transcript has 6 exons.